This is a messenger RNA of Cinara cedri, 309 nucleotides long. The record is from the annotation of a GenBank genome assembly. Lineage: Eukaryota; Metazoa; Arthropoda; Insecta; Hemiptera; Aphididae.
AUGUCAGCCUAUCACGUGUUCAAAGAGAACCGGCAUAUAGAUAUACUACAUUACUGCAAUGACACAAGUUUGGAAAAAGUUCAACAAGAGAGUAUCGCGGUGCACAAGUGCAACGCGUCGGCUGGAGGGGGGCGGCGAAAAGCCCGACAAUUGAAAACUGUUAGAGGGAAAAGUACGGUCGUCCGGUGGGGUGACACUGUUUGUCGCGCCGAAGUUCGGUAUUCUGACGGGAUUUCGGCGAUCGCCGUAUGUUAUCUCAGACGAAUUCAAAACCAUUUUCGGGCGGAAUUGACGUGCCAGACGAACUAA